Messenger RNA from Perca fluviatilis (European perch), 1534 nucleotides. Its product is annotated as ubiquitin carboxyl-terminal hydrolase 2-like. Gene Ontology annotation, cellular component: cytoplasm. The transcript is spliced from 11 exons. Gene Ontology annotation, biological process: protein deubiquitination. Bases 262 to 1425 code for a protein of 387 amino acids. Lineage: Eukaryota; Metazoa; Chordata; Actinopteri; Perciformes; Percidae. Gene Ontology annotation, molecular function: cysteine-type deubiquitinase activity. The record is from RefSeq and is a predicted model, not a curated record.
AGCACGCAGUUAAAACUCCAACGCACGCGCCACCUCUGUGUUCUCCAACACAGUGUGCAGGCAGUGUUCAGGUGCGGGUAAGAAGAGACCCACAACCCGCAAAUACAGCAGGACGACAAGCGACCUGACUGCCUAUCGAUCGAUUAUUAAUUGAUUAUCAUUGACUUAAGCCUGUCUGUGGAUUUGAAAUAUGUCCAGCUGCAUUGGACUGCACUAACGUUAUACCAUACCGGGGUCGGACACACAUUCAACAGCGCAACCAUGCCGUCUCUGCGACACUCGUACACGGUGACUUUACCGGAGGAAACACCGGCCGCUUUCCCCUUAGACAAACCCGAGCUGCGGCGAAAGAGUCCUUCGUUGUCCCGGUCCAAGCUGGUGUCCACAUUCAUGGGUCUAAUCAUCAACCAGGCCAAGAACAAGAGUCCUCAAGGCCUGGUGGGACUGAGGAACCUGGGCAACACAUGUUUCAUGAACUCCAUCCUCCAAUGUCUGAGUAACACUCGCGAGCUGAGAGAUUACUGCCUUAGAAACAUCCAUCGAACAGACCUCAACAACAACUGCACGACCAACGUUGCUCUCAUGGAAGAGUUUGCAAAGCUGACUCAGAGCCUGUGGACUUCUGUGAACAACGAGGCCAUCAGUCCCUCUGAUUUCAGGAGCCAGAUCCAGAGAUAUGCUCCCAAAUUUGUGGGCUGCAAUCAGCAGGACGCCCAGGAGUUUCUGCGUUUCCUAUUGGACGGUCUCCAUAAUGAGGUGAACAGAGUGACCGUACGACCUAAGAUGUCUGUUGAAGACUUUGACCAUCUUUCGGAUGAUGAAAAGGGCAAGUGGAUGUGGAACAUGUACUUGGAGAGAGAGGACAGCAAAGUAGUGGAUCUGUUUGUUGGACAGCUGAAGAGCUCUGUGACCUGCACCGUCUGUGGCUUCCGCUCCACCGUGUUUGAUCCAUUCUGGGACCUAUCCAUACCGGUUGCACAGAAGAGCUCAGGCGAAGUGACUCUCAAAGACUGCUUGAGGCUCUUCACAAAAGAAGAUGUGUUGGAUGGGGAAGAGAGACCGACAUGCAACAGAUGCAAAACCAGAAGAAAAUGCACCAAAAGAUUCAGCAUUCAGAAGUUCCCUCAGAUCCUCGUGAUUCACCUGAAGCGUUUCUCCGACUCUAACAUCCGAACCAGCAAACUCUCCACGUAUGUCAACUUCCCUCUCAAAGAGCUGGACCUGCGGGAGUUCGCCUCAGACAGCAGUGAGCGUGCGGUGUAUAACCUGUAUGCAGUAUCCAACCACUCGGGAAAUGCUCUGGGAGGCCACUACACAUCCUACUGCAAGAACCCGGCGCUGGGGGAGUGGUACAGCUACAACGACUCCAGGUAUCCACUCUCAAAUCUACUCGCAUGUGAUCAUAUUACCAUACCGUCUUAUUAGAUUGGCAGAAAGCUGUCUAAUUAUGCUGUAUGCAGCAGCUGUAAAAUGAUCUCAUUCUAACUGCAUAAACGGGUGUCAACUUUAUGGCUGUUUUUACGUAAAAGCUGUU